Molecule: messenger RNA, 1071 nt
Organism: Trichoderma asperellum CBS 433.97
Lineage: Eukaryota; Fungi; Ascomycota; Sordariomycetes; Hypocreales; Hypocreaceae
Source: RefSeq, a predicted model, not a curated record
AUGGCACCACCAGAGCUUGUGAGAGAGUUCCCGGCUAUGAAGCCCCAACUUGUAUUCCCCCCAAAGAGCUAUGUGGACAUUCAGGGGACUUUGGCCAAGCCCAUCGACGUCAUCCACCGCGCAAUCAUCGCUUUGAACGAAGAUAUCGCUAUGUUUGAGGCAAUGGGUUAUCACAAAAGACAUACCGCAGCAAGCAACGAGUUCCUUCGCAGUCUUUGUUAUUAUUCAGAAGUUCUUAUUUUGGAUUCUCUAAUCAAGAUUGAGAGUGAAUUCCAAGCUUACGCUUGCACGCCCGCUUCACGAGCCAUUGAGCCCCAUCGCUCAAUUGGUUCAGGCCUGGCAGAUGCAAGAGUCUCUUUUUCCCGAUUCUUACAUUUCAUACGCCGCGUAUUAGACGAAGCAGGUUGGGAAGUUAGUUGGAAUGCUCCGUCAACAGGUGACAUGGUUCCGACAGCUUGUCCAUACCAGCUACUCUACCAGAUGAUAUGUAUGGAGAAAUUAUCCUCCGCCUCAACUGACCAGAUACCGCGUACCUUCUUAUCUCUGCAAAAGCAAGCGUAUUUGUCACUGUCUCAACUGCCUCCUGGUAUAAAGAGAGUCACUUCUAACGACAAUUGUGGACGGCCCACGAUGAUCUUCAUUGCAGGAACACUCGACCUAUCCCGCAUUGUCUUCGGUGCAAACGAGACUGCAUGGGGUGACUUAACGGCGGUGUCUGCUAUAACCAGAAAAGCACGCGACAUCAGACUUCGACACUAUAUCACACCGGCAAUGCAAGCUUUCCAAGCACUCCGUAGAAAGGAGAUGGAAGCGCUAGCCGAGCUUCAGGGAAAUUCAGGUGGUAAUUUUGAUGGAGCAGAACUUCUAUGGAGGGCUCGUUCAAGAGCGAUGGAACAAAUGAGGUCCGAUGACAGCUUUUUGGGCGGAGAGAACGAGAUGGGGCUCGCCCUUCGCCCACCAUGGUGGUCAAUUAACCAAGGGUGCUAUUUAUGCCAGGGUAUGAUGGGAUAUAAGUCUCCCAAAGUCUGGAAUGAAAAUCAGCGACGAAGGUAUAUUCUCACGUUUGACUAG